AUGAUGGAAAAUAUAUUGUCUAGCCCUCUCUUCAGCGCGGCAGCUUUAGAUUUUGGAAUCCAGUGGGGUUUAUGGCUGGUGGCCUCCAUAUUUCAAACCGAAAAGUUUUACGAUUUGGCGGGUUCUUCCACGUUCAUUCUGUUAACAUGGCAGUCUCUUCGCAGAGGAAGAAAAUUUUACAUUCGCCAAGUUGUUCAAUCGGGCUGUAUCACCUUAUGGGGGCUUCGAUUAGGGCUGUACCUUUUCAGUCGGAUCCUGCGAGAUGGCAAAGACGCACGCUUUGACAAAGCUAAAGCAAAUCCUGCAAUUUUUUGGAUAUACUGGACUUUACAAGGCGUAUGGGUGUGGGUGACUCUGUUGCCAACCCUUAUACUGAACACCUCUACCAAAGAUGAGAAGUUAACCUGGAAGGAUUACUUAGGGUGGAUCAUUUGGCUGAUUGGGUUCUUUUUCGAGGCAGUUGCCGACCGUCAGAAGUCACAGUUCCGCACAGAUCCUUCUAACAAAGGGAAAUGGAUUUCAUCUGGUUUGUGGAGCCUGAGCCGACACCCAAACUACUUCGGAGAGAUCCUGAUGUGGUCUGGUUUGUUCCUCCCGGCUUCAUCCGUGAUGACUGGUAAUCAGUACUGGAGCGUGAUCUCUCCCAUAUUUGUGGCUUAUCUGUUGACGCGAGUGAGUGGUAUUCCUCUUCUUGAACGGCAAGGUCUAAACAAAUGGGGCCAUCUUCCAGAGUACCAAAAAUACCGUCAGAAUACAGCUGUACUGAUACCAUAUAUCUGGUAAACCAUAAUUACACGUACUGUUCUGGACAAAAAGAAAUAAACAAUGUGAAAGAACUCAUCAGGAUCUGAUUAUUUAGGGAUGAUGAUUACUGCAUUGUAGAUGAUUCGCCCCAAGAAUCUCCCUGUUUGGGUGUGGCUACUUUUAUUUUGCACUCAACCUAAGUGAGGUCUCCGAGUCCUUAUUAAUAUUAUUUACAAAAUUAUUUCACGCAUAGGUAGACAUAGAUUUCAGCCCUGGUCUAGUGGAAGCUAUUUUAGUUUGAGCAUUCAUGCUAACUCCAGGUAUGAUAUCUGCUCUUUCCUCUGUUUAGGUUUAAAAAGAGUUUUUUCGGUGUGUGUUUGUGUAUGAGUAAAAUCUGCUGGGGUGAUUGCAGGUGUAAAAAAGUGGUUGUCUGCGUGAAGUUGGCUACUCAAUGGAUCAUUUUGGUUUUGCAUCUGAAUGUGCUUCCCAUAAUGCCCAAUUUAACCUCUGCAGACAAGAGAGCUUUAAAGGAGCUGUGUCACGAAAUUCAGCCAAAUUAGGAAAUCACAAAAUGCCCGUUAAAUUAAGGGAAACAAAAAUAACCGCUU
This is a messenger RNA of Porites evermanni, 1352 nucleotides long. The record is from the annotation of a GenBank genome assembly. Lineage: Eukaryota; Metazoa; Cnidaria; Anthozoa; Scleractinia; Poritidae.